AUAAAAAUGAGUGACGACGAUGACUUUAUGCUUGAAGACGAAGAAGAUUAUGAUUUUGAAUAUGAAGACGAUGAAGACCAAGAUGAACCCGAUGUCGAUUUAGAAAACAAAUAUUAUAAUGCAAAAGCUAAAAAGGAAGAUGAUCCUCAAGAAGCUCUUGCAGAAUUUCAAAGCGUAGUAGAUACAGAAGAAGAAAAAGGCGACUGGGGCUUUAAGGCUUUAAAGCAAAUGAUCAAGAUAUCAUUUCAACUUGACAAGUUGGAUGAUACAUUAAAAUAUUAUUGUCAGUUGUUAACUUAUGUCAAAUCAGCCGUGUCAAGAAAUUACAGCGAAAAGAGCAUCAACAACAUAUUAGAUUAUGUAUCCUCUACAGAAAAUACAUCAUUUAUGGAGAGAUUAUAUGAGACGACCCUAGAUUCAAUGAUCGAAACAAAAAAUGAAAGAUUAUGGGUCAAAAUCAACCUAAAACUAGCAAAACUAUGGUUGGAUAGAAAGGAAUAUGGCAGAUUGAGCAAAAUAUUGAAUCAGUUGCAUGUUGCAUGUCAAAAGGAUGAUGGAACAGAUGAUCAAAGAAAAGGAACGCAUCUAUUAGAAAUACUCGCGCUGGAAAUCCAAAUGUGUACAGAAACCAAGAAUAACAAAAAGCUAAAAGAACUGUAUCAGCAAUGUUUAUCUGUUAAAUCUGCUAUACCACAUCCUCGUAUCAUGGGUGUCAUUAGAGAGUGUGGUGGUAAAAUGCAUAUGAGUGAAAAACAAUGGGAUGCUGCUCAGAUGGACUUUUUUGAAUCAUUUAAAAAUUAUGAUGAAGCUGGUAGUCCACAGCGUAUACAAGUGUUGAAAUACCUUGUAUUAGCCAACAUGUUGACAGAAUCUCAGAUCAAUCCAUUUGAUUCUCAAGAAACCAAACCGUAUAAAAAUGAUAAAGAGAUAGAAGCAAUGACAAACCUGGUCGGUGCUUUUCAAAGAAAAGAUAUUGUUGAAUUUGAACAAAUAUUAAAAGCAAACCAUAAUGCAAUCAUGGGUGAUCCUUUUAUUCGUGCCUAUAUUGAUGACGUCCUGAGAAAUAUUCGAACACAAGUAGUCAUUAAAUUGAUCAAGCCUUAUACACGCAUUGAUAUAAACUUCAUAUCAAAGCAAUUGAAUAUACCAGAAGAUGAAGUUGAAGAAUUACUCGUAGGGCUUAUUCUAGACGACAGAAUAUCAGGGAAAAUUGAUCAAGUGAAUCGUCGGCUUGAGCUCGAAAGGAGAACUACGGAUGCACAUAAAUAUGAAGCAUUGGCUGCCUGGUCAGAGAAUGUAUCUAGUCUAUGCAAAACAGUGUUGUCGAAAGCUACAUAAUAAUAAAAA
Rhizopus microsporus ATCC 52813 is the source of this 1347-nucleotide messenger RNA. Its product is annotated as PCI-domain-containing protein. Lineage: Eukaryota; Fungi; Mucoromycota; Mucoromycetes; Mucorales; Rhizopodaceae. The record is from RefSeq and is a predicted model, not a curated record. The transcript has 9 exons. Gene Ontology annotation, biological process: protein deneddylation. Gene Ontology annotation, cellular component: COP9 signalosome. The coding region runs from base 7 to 1338 and encodes 443 amino acids.